CAAAAUAAUUCAAUACGAAACCCGAGCUUGAUAAUGUACGACGCAAUCUUUUGCUACGCGCUCGCGGAAAUAUAUCGUAGAAAAGUGCUCUAACAAAUAACAAGUGAAUAGAAGUUGUGUUUAGCAUGCUCUCGUUAAGACAAUAGAACUGCUUUUCAAGUGGAGUGUCUCUUGUUUAUUGAAAAAUCCAAAGGAUAAUAAUGAGCGCCCCUAUUAUCAUUACCGUUCCCAACAACUAUCUGGCGGUGGAGGAGAUGGACUCCGACGUGGUCCUGGACGUGUCACCUCAGCCGUCCAGGAAACGGCGUUUGGAUCAUCUGACAUGGGAGGAGAAAAUGCAAAGAAAGAAAUUGAAGAACAGAGUGGCAGCACAAACAUCGCGCGACAGGAAAAAGGCGAAAAUGGAUGAAAUGGAACACCGUUUGAAGCAAUUUAUGGAUAUGAAUGAAAGGUUGGCGAGCGAAGUGGCGAGCUUGAAGGCGUUGAACGAGCGUCUUUUGAAUGAGAAUGCAGCGCUUCGCAGCGAGUCCGCGGCGCGAAACGUCGCGGGGGCCCAAGGACCAGCAGAGUCUCCUCAGCAGAAGGAAGGGCCCCCGUCGGCGAUCCGCGCGGCGCGACUGUUGCUAGCGAUGUGCCUGCUCUCUCAGACCUCCUCGCUCACCUCGACUCAGAAGAGUACCUUGACAGCCUCCAUCAACUUGCAGACUCCUUAUUACAAGAAAUUAGCGCAAGUGCUUCAGGAGCGGUUGAAAAUGUCACAGUCCGGGAAUCUGGAGAGUGUUCUAAAGGAAAUCAAGUGGUGGGGACCGCAGCAGAGCACCUGGAAUCCGGUGAAGGUGCAGUCAUAGACAUGAAGCACGACGUUGACAGGAUACUGGCCCAGCACUCUUAUGCGUACCCCUACACUCCUGACAUUAUAGUCACUGCACCUAAACAAACCGUACAAAUAAAAGAGGAAGGAAAUGACAAAGGAGACAUUUUUUACGCCAGUUUUGAUGAAGACAAUGAUUGUGUCACUGUUGAAGUGCCCUGUGAGGAGCAGAUUGUUGAAGAAGCACCUACAAAAGUCGAAACUCCAAUCAAAAUUGAAACAGACUUGUUAAAUACGGACUUAAAAACUGACUUUGAUUUGAAAAUGGUGUCCCCAAUGACUUUGUCACCAAAUUCCAUUGAUGACAAUCUAUUGUUGUCACCGUCGCACACAAGCCUUAGUUCAGAUCUUGGUUAUGAGUCAUUGUCAUCUCCUCUCAGUGAACAUGAAGCUAUGGACUUGUCAGAUUUUUGGUGUGAGUCAUUUUCUGAACUGUUCCCUGAUUUAGUGUAAGGGAGCAGUUCUGUAUUUCACCUCGCCAAAGACUGAUUAGUUCAUAGUAUUUUAUUUAGAUUUUAAGUGAAUGUUUGUACAGUUUUUUUAGGUUUAUCUAUUGUUUCUCAUCUAAUUUUUUAAAAUCAUAUAUCUGUAAGUGUAGGGAUGUAAAUUGAUUUGAUUAGCACAAAAUAAACAGCGUUCUGUCGA
Molecule: messenger RNA, 1516 nt
Organism: Plodia interpunctella (Indianmeal moth)
Lineage: Eukaryota; Metazoa; Arthropoda; Insecta; Lepidoptera; Pyralidae
Gene: Xbp1
Product: X box binding protein-1
Exons: 3
Coding region: 201-848 (215 amino acids)
Biological process (GO): regulation of DNA-templated transcription
Cellular component (GO): nucleus
Molecular function (GO): DNA-binding transcription factor activity, RNA polymerase II-specific; RNA polymerase II transcription regulatory region sequence-specific DNA binding
Source: RefSeq, a predicted model, not a curated record